Molecule: messenger RNA, 1055 nt
Organism: Oncorhynchus nerka (sockeye salmon)
Lineage: Eukaryota; Metazoa; Chordata; Actinopteri; Salmoniformes; Salmonidae
Product: N-acetyltransferase 14 (GCN5-related, putative)
Molecular function (GO): N-acetyltransferase activity
Source: RefSeq, a predicted model, not a curated record
UGUACGUGAGUGAGGGUGUGUGUGUGUUGCUGUAUGAGGUGUGCGUGAGUGAGGGUGUGUGUGUGUUGCUGUAUGAGGUGUGUGUGUUGGUGUGUGUGUGUGUGUGAAGCCCAAACAUGGUAAAGCUGGAGCUAGAUCAGGUGGUAAUGAGGAGGAUGAGGGAGGAUGACAUCGAGACUGUCAAAGCUAUCAUCAAGGAGGGUUGUCAGGGAACAGAAAACCGUCUGAUCCUCCACAUCCUGACUCGUCCUGUCUGCCUCUUACUCCUGGCCACUGUCUCUUCUGUCCUCCGCUGCUUCCUUCACUCCUUCAUCCUGGCCCUCAUCAUCCCUGUCUUCCUGCUCAUCAUCUACCUCAAGUUCACCAUGCCACGCUCCACCGGAGUGCUGGGCACCAGCCGGCCCUACUGGGACUAUGUGGGGAGCAGUUACCGAGGGGCGCAGGACGAGACCCUUCCCAACCCCUAUAGCAUGAUCAGUGGGAAACCCCCACCGGCUAAAGGCAAGGCCAGACGGAGGACCAAACCCAAGGCAGAGGACAAGGACAAAGACUCGUCUCCUGAGAUCGUAGACGUGGAGAGGGAGAAGGCAGCAGUGCAGGUGUGGGCGGUGGACUGUGAGGGGGAGAUUGUGGGCUGUGUGUCCAGGGAGGGUGAUCGUCUGGGGAUGAGGAGGUUCUGCAGGGUGGUGGUGGGCUGCUGGUACCGCUGGGAGGGCCUCGGCAGACUGCUGGUUCAGAGUCUGGAGCAGAGGGAGAGGCAGACAGGGGCCAGGAGGGUCUACGCCCACGUCCCCUACCCCUCUGCAGUAGGAGAAGCCUUCUUCAGGAAGCUGGGCUACAGGCUGCAGGGGGAGGUGGGCUACGAUGGGGAGGAAAAAGAGGAGGAUGAAGAGCAGCCAGGGAGGACAUUUCUGGGCUUCCAUGUCACCAAGGUGUUUGUCAAAGACCUCAAGUGAUAGAGGAGACAACGAAGGCAAUGUGGAAAAUAAGACAAAGAAGAUAUAAUAAAGGGAAAUAGAAAGAGGAGGAGAGAUACUAUAGGGAAAUAGAGAGAG